AUGGCUGAACGAUAUAAUAUUCAUUCGCAAUUAGAACAUUUACAAUCGAAAUAUAUUGGUACGGGUCAUGCUGAUACAACAAAAUGGGAAUGGGCAUCAAAUAUUCACCGUGAUACGUAUGCAUCAUAUUUGGGACAUUUUGAUUUGUUAAAUUAUAUAGCCAUUGCUGAAAAUGAAACAAAAGCCAAAGUCAGAUUUAAUCUUCUUAAAAAAAUGAUACAACCAUGUGGACCACCACCACAAAAAUUAGAGGAAAAUUAA
Messenger RNA from Didymodactylos carnosus, 261 nucleotides. Lineage: Eukaryota; Metazoa; Rotifera; Eurotatoria; Philodinida; Philodinidae. The record is from the annotation of a GenBank genome assembly.